Messenger RNA from Uloborus diversus, 1710 nucleotides. Its product is annotated as alkaline phosphatase, tissue-nonspecific isozyme-like. Gene Ontology annotation, biological process: dephosphorylation. The record is from RefSeq and is a predicted model, not a curated record. The transcript is spliced from 9 exons. NCBI's taxonomy places the organism in Eukaryota, Metazoa, Arthropoda, Arachnida, Araneae, Uloboridae. Gene Ontology annotation, molecular function: alkaline phosphatase activity. Bases 1 to 1710 code for a protein of 569 amino acids.
AUGACACAUCUAAAUGAAACACUUAAAAGCAUUGCCUGGUGCCGUCCGAUCGAAAUCUUAGGAGGUCAGGCACAGAAAGCUGGUGAUGAUUUCUGCAUCACAUAUCGGAAGUACUGGUAUGACCAGGCAAAGGCACAACUUCUUCGAAAUUUGAGGGAUUCUAAAGAGAGCGGAAGCGCCGUAGCCCGCAACGUGAUCCUAUUCAUCGGGGAUGGCAUGGGCCUCACGACGGUCACCACAGCCAGGAUUCUACGAGGACAACUGCAGGGGAAGACAGGCGAAGAGAACCAGUUGGCGUUUGACAGGUUUCAACAUGUCGCACUGGCCAAGACAUAUAACACUGAUAGUCAAGUUGGAGAAAGUGGAGCAUGCGCAACUGCCCUCCUAUGCGGUGUCAAAGGAAGAUUUGAAACCGUAGGACUGGAUGAUGGUGGUAUCUAUAACAGAUGUGAAACCAGUUUGGGAUCCAGAGUACCAAGUUUGGCAGAGUGGGCACAAGCGGAAGGCAAGUCGACAGGCUUGGUGACGACGACACGCGUAACCCACGCCACACCAGCAGCCAUGUAUGCUCAUACACCCAACAGGUACUGGGAGAGUGACGACAAACUGCCUAAGGAUAUUCCAAAAGAUGACUACUGCAAGGACAUCGCCAGACAGUUGGUAGAAGACAGUCCCGGAAAGAAUCUUAAUGUAAUCUUGGGAGGAGGUCGAAGGCACUUCCUUCCCCGUCUGGAGGAGGAAGAUUCUAAAGGAGAGAGCGGAGGAGGCAGGAGGGAGGAUGGAAGGAAUCUCAUCUCAGAAUGGCAACGGGACAAGAAAGGCCGCGGGCUUUCGUAUAAAUAUGUAUCGCGAAAAAGGGAACUGGAUAAGGUCGACCCUGCAAAAGUGGACUACCUAUUAGGUUUGUUUAGCGGAGGACAUAUGGCGUACGAAUCGGACAGGGAGAAAGGUCCAGAAGGAGAGCCUUCUAUUGCUAGAAUGACGAGAAAAGCCAUUCAGGUGCUUAGGAAGAAUCCCAGAGGAUACUUUCUCAUGGUCGAAGGUGGCAGAAUAGACCACUCACACCACUUCAAUAAUGCUCACCGAGCUUUGACAGACACAUUGGCUCUUGAAGAAGCGGUGGUGGCAGCUCUGGAGAUCACGAGACCGGAAGAAACCUUGCUAGUUGUGACUGCAGAUCAUUCGCAUGUAUUUGCAUUUGGCGGGCAGCAUCCUGUAAGAGGAAAUCCAGUUCUGGGUGUUGAUGAUAAGCCAUCAGAUGUAGACAACAUGCCUUAUACUACUUUGCUUUACGCGAAUGGACCUGGUUACAAUCACAACUUUAAAACUGGAAGAGAAAAUUUAACAUCAACUGAUACAACUGAUAAGAAUUACAUCCAGCAGGCUGCGGUACCUAGAAGAUGGGAUUCUCAUGGUGGGGAAGAUGUUCCAGUUUAUGCUCAAGGACCCAUGGCACACCUGUUUCGCGGCGUAUUCGAACAAACUUAUGUACCCCAUGCCUUAGCUUUUGCAGCCUGUAUUGGACCAACACGUGGAGAUUGUGACAGGCGGAAGCAACUGUCUACUUACUAUCGUCAGUUGGUGGAGUGUCCUUCCCCUCACACGGAAUCUGAAGACUCUGCAGGAUUCCAUUUGCAGAACACAAGGAUUCCAUUUUGGUGGUUGUAUUGCGCAUGGAUGCUGUUUAUAUUUAGCUUCUGGAGAACCUGA